GACACCAUGGAUGUCGAUGAAAGCUCUUCAACUAAAACCGUGGAAUCAAAAGACAUCCCCAUUGAUGCCAAAUUCACCUCAGUCUUUCAGAGAUUCAAGUCCUCAACCACAAAUGUAGAGGAUGCCGAGUCUUCCUCCGAAGACGAAGAUGCCUUGACGGAGAAGCACGAUUUGGUGCCGUUACCCCAGCCAGAUUUACCCAGAGACCAACGAUUAUCGCGCAUCAACACCUCUAGCUUGGACUGGCUAGGGAAGGUGGACUUCGUGGACACCACCACCACCAAGCCGUUCGAUACGUACGCGCUCCACCCCACCUUGCUCCGUAACUUGGAGGCUGGUGGGUUCAGGAACGCCUUUUCGGUUCAGGUGGGUGUGUUGGACAAACUAUUACCGGAAAUCAAAACCAACCAGCUUGCACCAGACUCCCACGGAGAUUUGCUAGUGAACGCUUCCACCGGAUCUGGUAAAACGCUUGCCUACUCCAUUCCCCUUAUUCAGUCAUUAAGUAGCCGCAUUGUGCCGCGUCUCAGGGCCAUCGUUUUGGUUCCAACAAAGCCUUUGAUCAACCAGGUCCGUGCGACGUUGAGCGCGCUCGCGAAGGGGACAAACUUGCAUAUCGCCACGUUGAAGAACGACAUAUCGCUCAAGGAAGAGCAUGAGAAGUUGCUUGCCAACUGCCCAGAUAUCAUUGUGUCGACCCCCGGGAGAUUGGUCGAUCAUUUGACCAUGAAAUCUGUCGAUUUGGUGAGCUUGCAGUGGUUGGUCAUCGAUGAGGCCGAUAGAUUGUUGAACCAGUCGUUCCAGAACUGGGCGGAGACGUUAAUUUCCACCAUCGACCGCGACCAGGGGAAUAAAAACACAAUCACCAACAAAAAGUGGGUGCCACCCUUGACAAAAAUGAUCUUUUCCGCAACCCUCACCACCGAUGCCGGUAAGUUAACCGGCUUGAAGUUCCAGCAGCCACGGAUUUUGGUAGUCAACGACUCUCACGAGUUGGUGAACGAAAUGUUUACCGUGCCAAAGGCGUUGACUGAGUACACGGUGAGACUUUCGUCCUCAUCGCAGAUCGGGUUCAAGCCAUUGCUUCUCUUGAAGUUGUUGUAUUCCAACCCAAAGUUGAGGUCCAACGUGUUGGUCUUCACCAAGUCGAACGAAUCCUCCAUCAGAUUGACCCGUCUCUUGCAGAUCUUGGCCACAAAGCACUUCUCGUUCAGCGCUGGGCCGUUGAGCAUCCAGUACGUGAACUCGACAAUUUCCACCGCGGCACGGACCAAGAUUUUGGCCCAGUUUUCCGCCGGCACCGUGAACGUGUUGAUUGCGACAGAUUUAAUCGCCAGAGGGUUGGACAUUUCCACCAUUCGCUCCGUCGUCAACUACGAUUUACCCAAUUCCGCCAGGGAAUACGUCCACAGGGUCGGAAGAACUGCCAGAGCAAACCAGGAUGGUGACUCCUACUCGUUGCUCGUGGGUAACGGUGAGUUCAAAUGGUUUAUGAAGUUGAUGAGGGAUGUCGAGAGAUCCAAGGUGAUUGUCACCGCCGAGGAGGACAAGGAACGCGGGGUUGUGAUAGAAAAGGUGAACGAAACCGAAGAGGCUGUGUAUAAGGAGGCCUUGCAAGCGUUGGAGAGAGAAGUUUUCGAGAAG
This is a messenger RNA of Babjeviella inositovora NRRL Y-12698, 1644 nucleotides long. Its product is annotated as putative ATP-dependent RNA helicase. The record is from RefSeq and is a predicted model, not a curated record. NCBI's taxonomy places the organism in Eukaryota, Fungi, Ascomycota, Pichiomycetes, Serinales. Gene Ontology annotation, molecular function: nucleic acid binding; ATP binding. Gene Ontology annotation, cellular component: nucleus. The annotation marks the transcript as partial. The transcript has a single exon.